CACCAGCCAGGCAGUGGAUUUGGCCCUGGCACCAGCCUUGGCAGUUGAUUUGGCCUUGGCACCAGCCUUGGCGGGCGGGCACGCGAUAUGCACAGGCGCCAAGGGGCGCAGAACCGACCUACUCGCGGAGCGAACGCGAACCGAGCCGUCGCCGUUCGCCGCAGCCGUCAGCCGUCAGCCGGCAGCAGCCGGCCGCCGGCCGCCGGCAGCCGGCGGCCGGGAGCCGGCAGCCGGCAGUCGCCGUCGCUGCCGCCGCCGCAGCAGCAGCGAGCGAGCUCCUGCGUCGCGUUUUGCCGACGCAGUGUGGACGCGCGCCGCCCAGCGGCGAGCGAGCGUGCUCGGAGCUGGGUCGGCGCGCGCGCGGGCGGACGGCGCCUGUAAACAGACAGCCGUUGAAUCGUGCGUGUGAGAGAGGCUUAGGGUUCUAAAAUUCUCUUUGUGUUA
Messenger RNA from Emiliania huxleyi CCMP1516, 444 nucleotides. RefSeq lists its product as hypothetical. The transcript has a single exon. NCBI's taxonomy places the organism in Eukaryota, Haptophyta, Isochrysidales, Noelaerhabdaceae. The record is from RefSeq and is a predicted model, not a curated record. The annotation marks the transcript as partial.